Molecule: messenger RNA, 192 nt
Organism: Penicillium brevicompactum
Lineage: Eukaryota; Fungi; Ascomycota; Eurotiomycetes; Eurotiales; Aspergillaceae
Exons: 2
Coding region: 1-192 (63 amino acids)
Source: RefSeq, a predicted model, not a curated record
AUGAAACCCCUAGCCUUGAGUCUCAUUCGCGAGUUCCAAGAGAUCCUGGCUGUUCACAACUUCCACGGCUUGGAAGUGCACCUUCUUCGCCCUAAGGUUGUGGGCACAAGCCUGAACGGUGCUGCACCAGUAAUCUCUUCUGGGAAGCAACUCAGCUCUGUUCUGACCUUGGACUUCGGGAAGGCUGUAUAG